AUGGCCGAACUUGAUGUGGCGCACUCAGCGUAUAAUCAAGCCUUGUUUGAAACAGAGGCCGUUUCCGAAGAGGAGGCGACAAAGGAGUUAGAGUCGGACAGCAAUUACAAGACAAGUUUCUUCAAGGCUAAGUUGAACAUUUCGGAUUUGACAUCAGCCGUAGCCCCGCCGCAGAUUACGGCAACGGGUUUUUCCAUGAACGUUGGCAAAUCUCUCAAGCUUCCAAGAAUUGAACUGCCGAAGUUUCAAGGCACCAUAAAGGAGUGGCUUCCAUUUUGGAGCCAGUUUAAGAAGAUACACGAAGAUGCGGCACUAAGCAAGGAAGAUAAGUUCCAGUAUCUUAUUCAAGCAACUGUUCAGGGUUCAAGAGCAAAUGAAAUAGUGAGCAGUUUUCCACCUACGGCUGGAAAUUACGAUGCAGUUAUCACGUGCCUGAAAAAUCGCUUCGGUCGCGAUGAAGUGGUAGUGGAGUUCUAUGUACGUGAACUGUUAGGAUUAGUGCUACAAAACGUAUUAAAAGGCAAUCAAAGACAACCUCUUUCAAGCCUCUACGACAAAGUUGAAUCGAACAUUCGUGCACUUAAUGUACUUGGUGUCGACGGACAAAUGUGCGGCAAUGCUGUACCCGUAGAGUCAUCAUUGCCCGAGGAAGUAUUACGUGCGUGGCAACGCAGUGGUCAACACAACACAGCGGACAUGACGACGACGGAUGCAGAUGGGGAGCCAACCAAGGAUCGCCUCACGCUAUUACUAGGAUUCCUACAACGCGAGGUUGAAAAUGAGGAGCGCAUCGGGAUGGCACUGACAGGAUUCAGCUUACCACUGGAGCAAGACAAGAAUAAGAAGUCGAGAG
This is a messenger RNA of Ceratina calcarata, 853 nucleotides long. RefSeq lists its product as uncharacterized. The annotation marks the transcript as partial. The record is from RefSeq and is a predicted model, not a curated record. The transcript has a single exon. NCBI's taxonomy places the organism in Eukaryota, Metazoa, Arthropoda, Insecta, Hymenoptera, Apidae.